Molecule: messenger RNA, 1118 nt
Organism: Papaver somniferum (opium poppy)
Lineage: Eukaryota; Viridiplantae; Streptophyta; Magnoliopsida; Ranunculales; Papaveraceae
Product: metal-independent phosphoserine phosphatase-like
Exons: 6
Coding region: 86-835 (249 amino acids)
Cellular component (GO): cytoplasm; cytosol
Molecular function (GO): phosphatase activity
Source: RefSeq, a predicted model, not a curated record
GUUUAGCAUUGCACUAAAUAUUUCUCUCUAUCUCUCUCUUUUUCUCUAAACCAUAAAUAUUUCUAUCUCGUACGGUAUCUAUCAAAUGGCAGCUUGUGUUGUUUCUUCUAAUGAACAGUCUGCAAUCAACGCCAUGGUUGGAAUGGUAGCUGACACAGAGGGACCGAGAGAAGUUCCACAUAAUGUGGCUGAGAUUGUAUUAGUUCGACAUGGGGAGACCACAUGGAACAACGCAGGAAGAAUUCAAGGAAGCUUAGAAUCUGAGCUUAAUGAGGCUGGAUGGAAGCAAGCCGAUGCAAUCGCAGCUAGGUUAGGAAAAGAGUUGAAACCUGCGGCCAUAUACUCAUCUGACCUCAAACGUGCUAAAAAUACCGCAGAAAUGAUUUCCAAGGCAUUCCAUAUCCCUGAGGUGAUAGAAGUGCCAGACUUGAAGGAGAGACAUGUAGGAAGCCUACAAGGUUACUACUGGAGUGAAAUUCAAGAGAAAGAACCCGAGGCUUACCUUGCUUUCUUCUCUUCCGAGAAAGACCUUGAAAUCCCUGGGGGAGGAGAGAGCUUUAAUCAACUGUGCGAGAGGUCUGUUUCUGCUCUCGAAGAAAUUGCAUCCAAACACAAAGGUGAACGAGUUAUCGUGGUGACACACGGUGGUGUUCUAAGAGCCAUUUACAUGGCGGUUACUGGUAAACCCAGUGCAGGAAAAAUAAUGAACGCAUCGAUAAAUGUAGUCCAUCUCACUGAGAAGAAAUGGGUAUUCAAGACAUGGAGUGAUGUUAGUCACCUCAAUGAAGUUGGAUUUCUCCAACGCGGAUUCAACGGGGACCCUUUCCAUCUCUAAACCUAUCAAUAAUAACUGGAACUUGGCAUUAUGAUUAUCUACGACUACUACGAGAGUGUUCGUCCAUGGCAGCAUAAAUAAUUAUUGGACGGCUUAUUUGUGUAAACUUGGUUUGUGGGAUGCAUGUGUGUUUAUUUGAAUAAAUUAGACUGCAACAUAAGUCAUAAGAUCAAUGUCUAUCAUGAAUUACCUGAGAAUAUAAAUUUCAGGUUUGCUAUCAAAUUAUCUAUGAAAAAGUACCAUUUGUUUUCAUUGAAGAUGUUUGGAGUAUGUUUAUUUGGAC